This is a messenger RNA of Peronospora matthiolae, 333 nucleotides long. NCBI's taxonomy places the organism in Eukaryota, Oomycota, Peronosporomycetes, Peronosporales, Peronosporaceae. The record is from the annotation of a GenBank genome assembly.
AUGGAUCCAAAGGUGCGCAAUCUCUACAAGCGCUUCUUGCUGGUCGGGCGCGACUAUCCACUAGGGCUAAACCACGUGCGGGAGAAGGCAAAAGCCGCUUUCAUGGUCAAUCGCAACCUUACGGACCCCGUCGCGAUGAAAAGGGCGAUCAAGCGCGGACGCUGGAUGGUACGCGAGAUUAUAGGCGUCAUCCAGCUGAAGAAGUACAGGACGCUCAAUAGCCGCUACACGUCCGAGGAACUGCGCGAGAAGCUGCGCGACAUUGAGAAUCGCCAGGUAAUGAACGAACGCGAAUCGCAAGACAACAAGAAUGGCGAUGCGGAGAAGUGCUGA